Molecule: messenger RNA, 606 nt
Organism: Lachancea lanzarotensis
Lineage: Eukaryota; Fungi; Ascomycota; Saccharomycetes; Saccharomycetales; Saccharomycetaceae
Product: LALA0S17e00144g1_1
Exons: 1
Coding region: 1-606 (201 amino acids)
Molecular function (GO): oxidoreductase activity, acting on the CH-OH group of donors, NAD or NADP as acceptor
Source: RefSeq, a predicted model, not a curated record
AUGUCCAAAUCUUACUUCGUCUCUGGUGGUAAUCGUGGAAUUGGAUUUGCCCUCGUCAAAUUGCUCAGCUCUGACUCUCAAAACACGGUGAUUGCCGGUGCCCGCAAUGUGGAAGGUGCCUCUGAACUGAAGAAAUGGGCCGAUUUGCAUUCUAACGUGAAUAUCGUGUCGUUGGACGUUUCCAUCGCUGCAAGCAACGAAGGGGCUGCCAAAGAAGCCGCUCGUAUUUUACCAGAUGGACUCGACGUGCUGAUUGCAAACGCCGGCAUCUCAAAGUCCUACAACACUAUUUUGGAGAGCUCUGACGAUUUGUACUACGAACAUUUCACGGUCAAUACCUUGGGCCCUAUCCGAAUUUUUCGCGCUUUCAAAAGUUUGUUGGACAAGAAGUCGACUAAGCACUUCGUGGUAGUGUCUUCUGCGGCGGGUUCUCUUGCCAACAACAUCGAUUUCCCCAUCUCAACCUCUUGCUACGGUUUAUCAAAAGCUGGGCUCAAUUUAGCUGAGUCCGGAGGGCUACGAGAUUGCGGUUGUUCAUCCUGGUCUCGUCGGAACCGACAUGGGCUAUCAGGCUUUGAACGAUGUCAGGUUCAAAGAUGUGUUUGA